This is a messenger RNA of Uranotaenia lowii, 1144 nucleotides long. It is a transcript of the gene gdl, whose product is annotated as gonadal protein gdl. The transcript is spliced from 3 exons. Bases 68 to 712 code for a protein of 214 amino acids. The record is from RefSeq and is a predicted model, not a curated record. NCBI's taxonomy places the organism in Eukaryota, Metazoa, Arthropoda, Insecta, Diptera, Culicidae.
ACAUUGCAUUCGGUGCAGUUUGGUAUUGCAAUCACAAUUUUUACAGUUAUUUCAGGCGGUUUUUACCAUGGAUACCGAUCUAUCAGACGUUCAAUCGGAAGCUCCGGAGACGACAGACGCCGAAGAAGAGCUGUCCCAAGAAUCACAAGCACCGAGUCAGGAGAGCACUGACACCGGUCUUCCGGACGACCCCUACCAGAGCCAGGAAUUUCUGCAGAAGAAGCUCUACUUCUUGCUGGAACAGCUGAAGAAAAUGCACAACACAUUGCCGGAACAAUACCAGUUACGAAUAUCUUACGAGUUGUUGGCCGGGUUGGCUAACUCACUACUUAACGAUACCAUAUUCGAAAUAGUAAAAGGUUUGAUGGAGAUUCAACAUGUAACCGAAAAGCAUUUGAUGCAAGUUCGAGAAAAGGUGGAAAACGACCAUCAAUUGGAAGUUCAGCAGUGGGAAUCGAAAAUUCAAGACCCCGAGGAGCUAUCACACAUAAUCGCCCUGAUGAAAAUAAAGCAUACCAAAAACCUCAAAGAAACCGACAUGAAGCUGGUGUUGCAUCUGGACCAGAAGGUGAAAGACCAACAAUCCACCCUGGAGAAAGCCGGUGUUCCGGGAUUUUACGUAACGGACAAUCCAAAGGAGAUCAAGAUUCAAAUGUACUUGCUAGAUUUCAUCCUGCGGCUGGGGCGGUUGAAGUUUGAGCCAAACAAAUAGCAGCAGCUGGAUGGAUUCGAGUGAGUGAGAUGGCUUGGGAAUGAGAUGCCUUUUCCCUAUGACUGACGUUUUAUCUGAAAAUAUUUGAAACGAAUAUACCUAAACAGAUUGAAAAUGCGUAUAAGGUUGUCGAAAAUCUAUAAGGACCGUUACUACGAGUAUUUGUUCAUUCUCAAUCUAGUAAGUAGUAGGUUAUUUACAAGAUAACAAAUAACUAAAAAAAAUGUGAGGAAAAUUUAAAGUUUGAAAUAUAUGUUCUAAUGAUAAAUAACGUAAGUUUUCCCCAGAUUUGUUUUUUAACUCUUAAUUCAAAAGCAGAAAGAACUAAAACAUAAAUUUUCGAAAGGUUUUUUAUUUUAAUCCUAAGACCGACAUAUUUUAGUGGAGAAAAAAAACUUCCAGGCUUAAUUUUGAAUAAAAUGUUUUAAACAA